Molecule: messenger RNA, 991 nt
Organism: Gilbertella persicaria
Lineage: Eukaryota; Fungi; Mucoromycota; Mucoromycetes; Mucorales; Choanephoraceae
Product: mitochondrial carrier domain-containing protein
Exons: 3
Coding region: 25-876 (283 amino acids)
Biological process (GO): transmembrane transport
Cellular component (GO): mitochondrial inner membrane
Molecular function (GO): S-adenosyl-L-methionine transmembrane transporter activity
Source: RefSeq, a predicted model, not a curated record
UCUUUCUUUCUCUUUUAAUUUAUUAUGAGCAGCUCAACUCAACAACAAAGCAACUUGAAACAAGCUUUGGUUGCAGGUGCUUGUGCUGGUACUGCUGUAGAUACUGCUUUAUUCCCAUUAGAUACCAUUAAAACUCGUUUACAGUCUCAACAUGGAUUCAUUGCUUCUGGAGGAUUUCGUGGUAUUUACUCUGGUCUAUUGACUGCUGUGAUUGGAAGCGCGCCAGGAGCCUCUUUGUUUUUUGUGACAUAUGAAGCCACCAAACGUUUAUUAGGUGCCACAGUCGACAAUGCACAAUAUGCACCCUUGAUUCAUAUGGCUGCUGCUUCAUGUGGUGAAACGGUGGCCUGUACAGUCCGAGUACCUACUGAAGUCAUUAAACAACGUAUGCAAACCAAACAAUUCACCAAGACAUCAGCAGCUGUCUCAAACGUGUUACGUACUGAAGGUAUUUUGGGUAUGUACCGAGGAUUAUUGUCUACAGUAGCGCGAGAAAUUCCUUUUACAUGUAUUCAGUUCCCUUUAUAUGAAUACUUUAAACGAUCCUAUGCUACUCUCAAGGGACGCAAUACAGAACCUUAUGAGGCUGCAUUGAUGGGAUCCUUAGCUGGUGCUAUUGCUGCUGGUACAACAACACCUUUAGAUGUCUGUAAGACCCGUAUCAUGCUGUCCACAAAGAACCAAACCACUAAGCAAUACGAUGGUAUUAUAUCGACCAUGAGACGCAUUGCAGCUGAAGAAGGUCCACGCGCUUUGUUUUCAGGUAUUGGACCUCGUAUGAUGUGGAUCUCAGUUGGUGGCAGUAUCUUUUUAGGCGUGUAUGAAAAGGCACUUAAAACGUUUGUACAGCUUCGUGUUUUAGACGGAAGAUAUUAGAGAAAAAAAAGAAAAGAAAAAAUUAUACUGCAAUAUAAACCCCCCCCCUCUCUCUCUCUCUCUCUCAUAUAUAUAUAUAUAUAUACUUUUUUUUAUUUUUUAUUUUUUAUUUUUU